Molecule: messenger RNA, 703 nt
Organism: Biomphalaria glabrata
Lineage: Eukaryota; Metazoa; Mollusca; Gastropoda; Planorbidae
Exons: 4
Coding region: 41-535 (164 amino acids)
Source: RefSeq, a predicted model, not a curated record
UGCGACAUGAUUAUGACAAUACAGAAUCUACUAUCUAAGCAUGGGUGCAAAGGGUAUUAUUUUAGCUGUUGAGGCAGGUAUUUGUGCUGCUAUGGCUUCUGUUUCAGCGAAGCUUGCAGUAAGUUCAAGUUCAGCAAGGGAAUUGGCAGCGCUGGUUUGCUAUUCAGUAAAAAAUAUUUUUGAGCACCAAGUUGAAGUUCUUUCAUUGUAUGAGGUAAUGUUAACAGUUAGAUUAAUCAGUGUCUUGGGAAUUUUUGUUUUCAAUGCAUUAAUGUGGGUCCUAUUUACCAAAUCAAUGCACCAGUGCUCUUCUACCCUUGAGGCAACUACUUUCAACUUGUCUUCCAAUUUUAUUUCCACGGCCAUUGUUGGUAAUUUACUCUUUGGAGAGAAUUUAAACUCAGUCUGGUUUGUAGGAUCACUGUUCAUUAUUGUUGGAUUGACAAUUGUACACAGGUCAUCUGAUGACAUCACUUCUACAAAGAGUCAACAAUGUAUAGAGAAAGAACAGAGGGAUAAAACUAAAACUUUGUAGUUGGGAACAGGAAGUGCAGUCAGAAGGGAGAGAACUCUAAUGUUUUAUUUAAAAUGGUUGUUUUUAUCAUGUUGGCAAUAUGCAAAUAACAUCAUGGCCUCAGCAACAGCUAUUGUGUCCCAGCCACAUUCCAGAAAAUUCAUGAAGAAUAAAAAAUAAAAUUGGGGA